This is a messenger RNA of Darwinula stevensoni, 1700 nucleotides long. The record is from the annotation of a GenBank genome assembly. Lineage: Eukaryota; Metazoa; Arthropoda; Ostracoda; Podocopida; Darwinulidae.
AUGGGGACAUCAAAGUUCCAUAAGUUUACAACAUCGUAUGUGAUGGUGUACAAUCGGGGAUACCAGGACCGAGGAGAUGUGGAGAGUGCUGUAACAACAAAAGUAAAGGGUGUUGCCUACUCCAACUUCUCAGACGACCAGCUUCAUGUCCCAGAUGCAUACAAACCAAUGUAUCGUCGAAUCUGGGACGUGGCAGACCAGGUGAUUCCUGCAUCAGAGAAUAAUGCUUUCUUUGUUGCCACAAAUGUCAUCAUCACUCCAAAUCAGACCAUAGGGCUCUGUCCUGAGGUCAGGGUGAGUACCAUCUCAGAGCACAGUGUGACCAUUGACACUCAUGCACUACCUGAGGUGCUCUAUCGAUUGGCACCAGUUUCAUUGUGGGACGACCCAGCAGUUCCUGGUGCAAUCUGUGAUGAUGACCCUUAUUCCUGCCCCAUUGGAGAACCCUUCCUCCUCGGGAAUGGAGUCAGGACUGGUAGGUGCUCUAACGAAACCGAGGGGAAUCCCCGUACCUGUGAGAUCCAUGCCUGGUGUCCUGUGGAAGUCAACAAUAUGCCCCUGUUGGUUGCUUUCUUUAUCUUGGGGGAUGGACUGGCACUGCUGGAAGGUGUUCAGAACUACACUGUCCUUCUGAAGAACUUCAUUGCUUUUCCCAAAUUUGGGGAGGAGUAUCGCAGGAGGAAUAUUCUGGACUCAUACACGAAGGAGCAACUGAAUUCAUGUCACUUUGACCCCAAGAAUGAUUCAUAUUGUCCCAUCUUCACCCUAGGAACCAUUAUUCAAGAGGCUGGGAUCUCAAAUUUCACUGACAUUGCAAUCUCGGGUGGAGUGGUGGCAAUAGAGAUAUCAUGGGACUGCAACCUAGACCGCGACUUCAAGAGUCAUUGCCUUCCCAAAUACGAGUUUCGUCGGCUCGACGAUCCCAACGCCAAGGUUGCACCUGGCUGGAACUUCCGGUAUGCACAGUACUACAGGGAUGAUGUUCGUACCCUCUUCAAGGUAUUUGGGAUCAAAUUUGUAGUGAACGUGUACGGAGAGGCCCGGAAGUUUAGCAUCAUUCCCACUCUACUCAACAUUGGAUCUGGUCUUGCUCUCCUUGGAUUGGCUGAGGUGGUGUGUGACCUGGUGGUGCUCUACAUCUUCUCUAAGGGCCCAGUGUAUCGGGAAGCCAAGUAUCAGGUCGUCCACGGUGAAGAUGCCUAUAAGGUUUCGGAGGGGGAGGAGGAGGAGGAGGUGGGGAGACGUGACAACCGAUCGUAUCGGACGUUUCGCGACUCCUGAGUCCGUGUCUGUCUCGCCAUUCGUCAAUGAAAGCUCGGAAGAAGAUCGCCACGAGACCCAAUGACUGCUAUGUUCGAGACCCAAAGUACACACUUUGUACUGGACCAAUUUUUCAUCAGAGGACAUUUUUGAGUCUCCCUCACAAGCUGGGAAGGCCAUUAUCCACACAGUCGCUCAAUUUUUAUGGUUUUUUUUUUCUCAGUGGACCAGGAUGAUCUUUAUUUUAAAUUUUGAUCACAUUCAUUAAUUUUGAACUUCACUAUAUUGACUCAUCAAAUCAGGGUUUACAUAAUGCAUCACUUUAAUGUUGUCCACUGCACACGAUGCAGUUCGCCCAUUGAUCAUUACUUGGGCAGUGAUUUAGCUGCUGUGAUUUGCAUUGUGAUAUUGCGAACGCGCCAAUAAAUGGAACCUCUGAC